AUGGGGUUCCAUUAUGAGUGGCUUAAGUGGAUAAUGAGAUGUGUCAGAACGGUGAGUUACUCUUUCUUGAUAAAUGGUGAACCUAGGGGGAAGUUGAUUCCAUCUAGAGGUCUGUACCAAGGUGAUUCGAAAUCCCCAUACUUGUUCUUAGUAUGUGCAAAAGGUCCUUCAAGAAUGUUGAAGAAUGCAGAAGAGCAACAACUGUUACACGAUGUUUCUAUUGUGGCUAGCGCUCCCCCCAUUAGUCAUCUUUUCUUUGCUGAUGACUUCUUCAUCUUCAUGAACGCAGAAAGCGAUGAAUGCACCCGAUUGAGGCAGAUAUUCCAAUGGUAUGAAGAAGCUUCGGGCCAACAGGUGAAUUUUCAAAAGAGUUGUAUUUCUUUCUCUAAAAAUGUUACCCUUGAGUUUCAAGAAGAAUUAGCUGCUGUCUUGGGUGUGGAGAGGGUUGACAAACACGAUGAGUAUCUUGGCCUCCCUACUGAAGUGAGUUACUCCAAGACAGUGGCUUUCCAAUUUACCACAGAGAAGACAAGAGAUAAGAUGAAAGGGUGGAAGGAAAAUGUUAGGCAUAGCUGGGAAGGAGGUGAUGAUAAAGUCUGUAGUCCAAUCGAGAAGGGUCGUAAAAUUCAUUGGUCAGCUUGGGACAAGAUGUGUAUCCCCAAGGAGGAAGGAGGAUUGGGUUUUCGCAAUAUGGAGCUAUUCAAUCAAGAUUUAUUAGCAAAGCAAGGUUGGAGAUUACUCAAAUAUCCGAAUUCAUUGUUGGCUAGGACAUUGAAGGCAAAAUAUUUCCCAGAGGAUAGCUUUUUGAAUGCAUUAGUGUCCCCAGAUUCGGACUCUAGGGAAUGGCUGCACGAGUGGCUAGAUGAGAUCUUUUCGGAAGAUGAGGUGGAGCUGAUUCGGAAAUCCCAUUGA
Messenger RNA from Rosa rugosa (rugosa rose), 912 nucleotides. RefSeq lists its product as uncharacterized. NCBI's taxonomy places the organism in Eukaryota, Viridiplantae, Streptophyta, Magnoliopsida, Rosales, Rosaceae. The transcript is spliced from 3 exons. Bases 1 to 912 code for a protein of 303 amino acids. The record is from RefSeq and is a predicted model, not a curated record.